UCCAUCGCUGCACUGCCAUGAAGAUAACGUUCCAAACGACCCUCACCAUCCUACACGGUGUGCUGCUCACAGUGGCUGCUCAUGGCCGGUGGAAGCGACACCUGGACCAGUUGGGGAGUAUGAUUGAAUGUCGAGUGGGUACUGGCCGCUGGCUCUCUCGCUUGGAUUAUUUUGACUAUGGAUGUUACUGUGGCUUCGGUGGACAAGGAGUUCCGCUCGAUGCUGUUGACUGGUGCUGUAAGCAGCAUGAUGUUUGUUAUGGGAGGAUUGAUUCGGAAGGAUUGUGUCACUGGUAUCAGUACCCUUACUGGACCCACUACUCGUGGAGCUGUGAUCCAGGACGUUCCCUCAUGUGUACUGAUCCCAAGGAUACCUGUGGUCGUGCGAUUUGCAAAUGUGAUAAAAAUCUGGUGGACUGUUUUUCCAAAUCUAAAUACAACCCUGGUCUGAAGGGCAUCGACAAAACUCAGCUGUGCUAACCCUGAACAGACGGCGCACGGAGAUCCAAACCGCUCAUCACCCUGGGGGCAAGUCUCAGCGAUGGACCACAGUGCAAAUUCACAAAAACCCCACCCUCUCCCCGUAUCCCUCAAUCCCACCUACCCACCCUCUCCCCGUAUCCCUCAAUCCCACCUACCCACCCUCUCCUCAUACCCCUCAGUCCC
This is a messenger RNA of Carcharodon carcharias (great white shark), 665 nucleotides long. Its product is annotated as basic phospholipase A2 PA-9C-like. The record is from RefSeq and is a predicted model, not a curated record. Gene Ontology annotation, biological process: phospholipid metabolic process; arachidonate secretion; lipid catabolic process. Bases 18 to 479 code for a protein of 153 amino acids. The transcript has 4 exons. Gene Ontology annotation, molecular function: phospholipid binding; calcium ion binding. NCBI's taxonomy places the organism in Eukaryota, Metazoa, Chordata, Chondrichthyes, Lamniformes, Lamnidae.